Messenger RNA from Megalopta genalis, 5477 nucleotides. Its product is annotated as venom dipeptidyl peptidase 4. The record is from RefSeq and is a predicted model, not a curated record. Gene Ontology annotation, molecular function: serine-type peptidase activity; dipeptidyl-peptidase activity. Gene Ontology annotation, biological process: proteolysis. Lineage: Eukaryota; Metazoa; Arthropoda; Insecta; Hymenoptera; Halictidae. Gene Ontology annotation, cellular component: plasma membrane.
CCCGUUCGUUAUUAGUACGCCGCCGGCCGUCGAAGCUGGACCAUCUUCCGUCGCGGUCCGACCGGUUGGUCGCCGGAUUUUUGUUUACGCGCCACGGUUUUUACCAUUAUUUCGGCCGUCCGCGCCAAGUGUGAACGACUUCCCCGAUUUCCCCGGUACCAUCGCCAAGGGCGGACCGGCCGCGUGCCCACCCCCCUCCGGCAGCUUCGUUUUUUCCCUGUGCACCACCCCGCCAGCAGUGAGAAUUUUUCCGUUCGGAGAUCAUCUGCGUUUUAUGCCGACGACCGCCGGGAAUUUCCUAGCAUUUUUGUGCCGGAUGUUUUGGUUGAGUGCGGGUCGACGAAGUUUUUAGGGGAUGCUCGCUGGCACUGUGGUUAUUCGAACGCCGGUUGAAGCGUACGAGCUGAUUGCGGACAAGUGAGGGGAAACAGGAAAGGAAAAUUACGGCAGUGGGGGACUGCGAUGUGCAAGAAAAAAAAGUGUGUGUGCAUCUGUUAAUAAGAACGUGACCAGGGUAACUCGUGGACGAUAAACGGCGAACAGAAGUGACCUGAUGACGAAGAACAAGCAAAGGAACUGGCGGCGUUUGCUGGCCGGUGGCUUGAUCGUCGCAGUUGUGCUCGGCUUGGUCGUGACCGCGUCGGUUCUUCUGACCGGGAGCUCGGAUCCCGCCGGCCCGAAAACGCCAGCGGCACCUGGCAUCGCGCUUGAAGAAUGGCUGGCCGGCUUGUUAUCCUCGAAGAGCUUCAACGGCACGUGGAUCACCGGAAACGAGAUACUGUACCGCGAUGAGGCCGGAAAUCUCGUGAUCUACAAUGUCACGUCGAAAGAGCCCCGGAUAAUCCUGAACUCCAGUAACGUGGCGCUCUCGUCGAGUUUCGACCAUCAACUCUCGGCCGACGGGAAGUAUCUUCUGCUGGCCAUCGAUUACCAGAAGCUCUAUCGGCACACGUACCUGGCCCACUACAGGAUCGUGAACCUGAGAACCUUGGAGGAAUCGUCGCUGACUGCGAACAAUUCGAUGUCGGUGCAGCUGGCCACCUGGGCGCCGCGCGGCAACGGUCUGGUCUACGUGUACCAGAACAACAUCUAUUACCGGCCGGAGGCGGAAGUGGCCAAGGACUAUCAAAUCACCAACACCGGUGUAUUCGGGACCAUUUAUAAUGGAGUGCCGGACUGGGUGUACGAGGAGGAGGUGUUCGGAUCAAACAAGGCUUUAUGGUUCUCCCCGAGCGGCACUAAACUGGCCUUCGGUUACUUCGACGACACGCUCACGCCGAUCAUAACGAUACCGUUUUACGGCUACCCAGGAAGCCUCACGUUCCAGUACACCUCCGCGAUCUCGAUCCAUUAUCCGAAGAGUGGCACUGCGAAUCCUACGGUGAAGCUGUUCUACGUCGACUUGGAGAAUGUGGUCCGCGGUAACGUGAGCUUAACUGAAAUCGAACAUCCGGCCGAGUUAAACUCCCAGGAACGGAUUUUAUCUGCCGUCGCUUUUCCCACGGACAAUCUCGUGUACGCGACCUGGAUGAACCGAGUGCAGAACAAGGCGUACUUCCAUUUCUGUUACGUCGACGGUCUUGUACCGAAUUGCACCGUGAGGCUGGAGUACUUCGAGAAGCACGGAUGGGUCGAGCAGUUCGAGGCGCCGGUGUUCAGCGAGGACGGGAACUCGUUCCUGACGAUUCUGCCGCACAAGCAGGCCAACACCAGCAGCUAUUGGAGGCAUGUCGCCGCGAUUACCGAUGUGACCUCGGGCCGGUCGUCCCCGCGGCCGCUCACUUCCGGCCUCUUCGUCGUAACGGAAAUAGUUGGCUGGGACCAAGCGAACUCCUACCUGUACUACCUGGCCACGACAGAGGCCGAUUCCGCGGUGCAGCAUCUGUACCGGAUAUCCGUGCACGGCAAAGACCGCAAACCGACGUGCCUCAGCUGCAACGCGGCCCGAGAAAUGGACAGAGGGCAGAAGUGUCUCUACAACACCGCCAAGUUCUCCACCGAUCAUUCGCAUUACGUGCUCACCUGCGCCGGGCCCGGGGUCCCCGACAUCGCCGUUUACAACAAGAACGCGAAGAAGCUGCUCUCGUGGGAGAACAACGAGGCAGUUUCGGAAAUCAUCGCCGAGAAAUCGCAGCCGUUGGUGCGCCGUUUCAAGGUACCGGUGCCCGGUGGGUUCAAAGCCUCGGUUCGACUACUGAUCCCGCCUGAUGCCGACCUAUCCGGCGCUACCAAGUAUCCUAUGCUGAUCUACGUAUACGGCGGCCCGGAGUCGUACCAAGUCACCCAGAAGUUCAACAUCGACUGGGGCACGUAUCUGGUAACGAACAAAAGCAUCAUUUACGCGACCAUCGACGGCCGUGGUUCCGGUUUAAUGGACAACGGGAUGCUGUUCGCCGGAUACAGGAAGCUGGGCACCGUGGAGAUCGCCGAUCAGAUUAACGUGACCAGGUAUUUACAAGACACCCUGCCAUACAUCGACCGCACCAGGACAGCGAUAUGGGGCUGGAGUUACGGUGGCUACGCGACAGGCAUGACGCUCGCCAUGGAUAAUCGCGGAGUCUUCAAGUGCGGCAUGUCCGUGGCACCUGUAACGGAUUGGGCUCUUUACGAUUCAAUUUACACGGAACGGUUCAUGGGUUUGCCGACGGUCGAGGACAAUCUCCACGGAUACGAGCAGGGCCAGCUGCUCAACAAGGUAGACAAUAUUAAAACGAAGAUGUACUACCUGAUCCACGGGACUUUGGACGACAACGUGCACUAUCAGCAAUCUCUGCUGCUCGCCAAGGUGCUCGAGCAGAAGGACAUUCUGUUUAGACAACAGACGUACACGGACGAAGAUCACGGGAUCGCGCAGUCCAGGGCCCACUUGUACCACUCGUUGGAGAACUUUUUGGACGAGUGCUUCGAGGCCUCAUGAUCGCAGCGAUCGGCGUGAACCGACAAUCUAGAUCCUCCGCAUCACCUGCCUCACAUCCCACCUGUAAAUAAACCGUCACGUGUACAUACUCGAUGUACAAUAUGUAAUAUGAAGCGUUAGUGUGUAUAUAAUCGAGGGAGAGCCGAAACUAUAUAGGUACACUCGACGCCAAAAAACGGUCGCAAAAAAAAUGAAGGAAGAAAAUGAGAAAGAAGAAGACGAAGAGGAAAACCGUGUCGUCCCCGCCCACCCUCCACCCGCCCCUUCUGCUGUGGUUCGGCGAGAAACAAGAAAUUUUUUAUUGACAGAAUAGAUUAUAGACACUGUUAUCAAAUUUGAAAGCCCCCGUUUUCGAGCGAGGAUAUAAUUGUUCCGUGUGACGCGCUGCGAUUUGAAUCGCGAUCGUCCGGCGGUUCGCGGUCGCCUAACCGGGCUUCCCCGUUCGGGUAACCACCAGGCGGCUGCACCUCUCGACAAACCGUUCAAACUUAUCGAUACCAGCCCAGGGAAGAAGCUGUUCGGUUGGUCGAUGCAAUUGUUACAACAGAAUAAUUACUCGAGAGCGUAUAUCGAUGAGUCGACUGUCUGGAAAAAAGAUUCAUUUUUCGACGCGUACGAAAAUUCGCGGAAGGCGGGAGAAUCGAAUCGCGGGCGAAUUACGUUAUUACGGAGAAAUCCGAAUUUAUCGGUUUUUCUUUUGUUAUUAAAUAAAUGAAAACGGGCUUCCUCGAACCAGUGUCAAACGUGUGCGUUUCACGAGCAGAAACGUGUCUUCGAUGUAUGCGAACGGAGUUCGACUUACAGAAGUUUACGCAUUUAUGAGUAGAAUUUUAAAUCGGCUGACGCUCGAUCGAACAGCUUUUUUGCCGGUGGCGUUACACAGUUGCCAAACAGGGAGGUAAGCCGAUGGUACAAUUAAAGAGAUCGGACGUGAUCAGGGUGGCCGCGAACGGCCGUGCGAUUUUCUGCGCCGAACGAAGCGCGAGUCUGCAUCGUGUUGAAGAGGAAAAUUUUUUAAUAACAUAACGAGAGAGAGAGAGAGAGAAAGAGAGAGAGAGAAUGGUAACGAGAAUAAUCAGGGCUAGAAUAACGUUAUUUUCUGAGAACAUUGUAAAGUUAUUACUAUGGCUUAUGGAAAUAUUUAUUAGAAAACGAUUUAACCGGAUCUGUUGAUAAAUGUCUUAAAUGCAAUUAUCGAAAUGGAAUACGUGUACUUAAAAAUGUUCAUAGAUCACCUAAGAAAGCGUUCAUGAAAUCUGCCCCCCACCCCACCCCCCUUUAUUGUUUGAGCCGGCAGUAGCCUACCACCCUGUUGAAGAACAAUGAGCUGGUCGGUAGAAUUUUUUUAGAAUAUUUUUCAACGAGACCAGUUCGUUGGUUCGUCUAUCGAAGGCCUAACGGACCUGACCGUAACACGAGUCUUUACAAAUAAAGAAUAAACGUAGACGGAAUAUUACUAAAACAAAAAAUUCCCCUAGGCGAACGAGUUGGGGGAUUCCCAGAAAGACCUCAACGACACCGAGAACAAAGAAAGAUAUAUGAUCGCUCUUUUACUGUAAUAAUAUAAAAAAAAAAAAGACAAAACAUGUUCCUCUUGGAUUUUGAUCGUUAUUUUUCGAUUAUGCGAGGCAUGUGUGAUUUUCGAGUGAAAAAAUGGUUGAGAGUAACUCCGUGAAAUGUUUAUAAUAAAAAUAUCCUGCAAGAAAAGUGGCCGGAGACGCGUCUCCGAUAAUAUCGUUGAUAAUAUAUUCGCUUUUAUUUCGUUUCUAAGUAACGGGUGAUGGUUGACAAUUACUAUUAGCGGAGCUUUUGUUAUUGCAGUUAUUUUUUGUGAUAUUUACCGCAUUAUUUCUCGCGUCGCAGUAAUUACGUUACGUUGUCCGUGUAAUUAUACGACGAGAAUUUGUACGAUCGAAUGGGAUCGCAACAAAACGUUAUUUACGUAACAAAAUAAACGUUUUUCGUGUUAAUUUUAAUUAGUAUUACGGCGAAGAACCUCCUCUAAUUGUCACAGUUUUGAAACUUCCUCCCUGUAUAUAUAUAUAAGUUGCUGAGCUGGUUGUUAAAAAUUCCACUAUAUAACUAUUUCUCUUUGCAUUCUUAUUAAAGGAAUAACGAAUAAUAAUGCUACCAAUACUAACGAUUAAGUGUAUUUGUAGCAUAAGCGAUGUACUAACAGUCUUUAAAUACAAAAUGAUUUUAUAACGGAAGGACCACUGUAAUGGUUUCAAGAAAGGAUCAAGGAAAACAAAAGAAAUUCUUCUCGAACUAAUUGUUAACUUUCAUUCCGACGUAUUGUACAAAAUAUUUAAUCGAGUAUACACAGCUAAGAGAAAACACAUAAGUAAAGGUAUCGAAACUACGCGUAAUUAGGUUGAAGAUAUAAUUGAUAACACAGAGUGUUCAUGUUUAUUUCGUUCACUCGGCGUGUUCAUGUUUCAACAGCUGUUCAACAACUUUUAUAACUUUGCCAACAAGAAUGCACAAUGUAUGUGUUAUGAGUUCUCUGUCUCUUUGUAUCUGCAAGAAAAAGAAACAAAGUAUUAAAUGUUUGUGAAUA